AUGUCAAUACCGACGACAAAAGAGAUUCGACGCGCGCUUGACGGCAUAAGCUCAACACUCGGGACGGAACGUGCACUGAAUGGAACCUACAGCAGAGCAAUGGAUAGCAUCCGGGCACAGCACGGGAGUCGUGUCACACUCGCCCUAAGAGACCUGACUUGGCUUCUGACCGCACAUCGUACACUUAGCCUUGGCGGGUUCCGUAUGGCUGUUUCGGUGGGCUACAGGAGCCGCCUGCUGCAUGGAGAUGCCGAUACCGGUCCGUUCGACGAGGGAGAUAUUCCGGACGAAGCAUCAAUUUUGGACGUGUGUCGUGGGCUAGUGAUCAUCGAACAUGGCCAUUAUGCUCAUACCAUCAAGUUUGCCCAUUACUCUGUUCACGGGUAUCUCGAAAGGACUGGUGCAAUUGGAGGUUUAGCGAAACGCCAUCUUACGGUUGCUCUCGGCUGCCUGGGGUUUGUUGAGUUGAUUAGCCUCAUGGAUCCGGAAGGAACAUUGUACCGCAGCCUGUCCGGGCGGCAGCGUUCUGACUUUAGUGAUGAAGAUAUAAAAUUGUGGGGCUUCCUGGAGACUUGGCAGUAUUGUGAAUUUAUGGGAUACAUCAGGAGUAACCUGCACAGGCACAUGCAGGCCUGCCAUCACAUCGCCCAUGACCACACAGAUGCCCUGCUCGAAUUCCUGCAGAACACGCACCUACUAAAUUUUCUUGGUAAAAUUCAACGAAGUAUUGAGGGAAACUACUACGUGCACAUUGAUGGCAUGCCUAGGCCACUGCAUGAAGCAACAGCAUGGGGAAGUAUUAUCCUCGUCCGUCAACUACUGGAUGACUGGACCGACAUCAGCACCCACAAUUCGAGCGAUUGUACGCCACUCCAUAUUGCUGUUAGGGGAAAUUUGGUAGAUCUAGUCCAGUUUUGGCUCGAAAAGGGCGCUGAAGUGGGUGCGAGGCACAUUUUCGGGGAAACACCUCUCCUGCUCGCAAUCAAACAAAAUUCGAUAAGUGCGGCUCGAGUACUACCUAGCGGGGACGCAAAUUUAGUGAAAGAAAUGCUUAGUCUGGAUAUAUAUAAGAUGACCAAUAACAAAGAUAGGCUAAAGCUUCUGUUUGAGUUUGGGCUAAGCGUAGAGCAAAAGACUGAGGGUCGGACAAUGUUACAAAAUGCCGUAUGCGGUCGUGAUAACUUUACUCUUGUUCAAUUCCUGCUCCAGAACGGCGCGAGAAUCGACGCUCAUGGUCCCGAAGGCACUGCGCUGCAUAUAGCUGCGAGGAAGGGCUACGUGGAUAUACUUCGGUUGCUGCUGAGCUACGGGACAGGCAGGGCGUCGACGGGAAAUGUGCCUUGUAGUGAUGUUCGGGCACCGCACGCGCGUGAGCAGGCUGAUCCUAUAAAUGCGCGAGACUAUGAUGGCCGCACCAUCCUAUCCUAUAUAUUCUGGGAUCCCAACCUCGUGAGGAUGGUGCUUGAUGCUGGUGCGGGCAUCUAUAUUCUAGACGAUCGCGGAAGAUCCGCAUUACACCACGGCGCCCACAAUAACGCGAAUGCGAACGCUAUAUCACUGCUCAUAGAAAAAGGUUUAACCUUCGAGCCACGGGAUAAAAAUCACCAAACACCGCUACAUUAUGCAAGGGGCGACCCGGUUGCCCUAUUGCUUGAAUGGGGCGCCGAUCUAAUCGAUGAGGAUGUGCGGGUCUUGCUAAGAGCCGGUGCGGACGUAAACGCACGAAACAGGAGCGAUAUGACACCACUCCACUGUGCGGCAAGGAUGGGACGCGCGAGCCUGGUAAACCUACUGCUGCAAGCUGGGGCGGACAUUCAAGCUCGAGUCAUCAACCAAAUGUCAGCAAUGCAUCAUGGUGCUGCGAUUGAUAGUCCAGAUACCAUACUGGUUCUCAUGGAGAAGGGUAUAUCGGUAAGCCCCAAGGAUAAGGAUGGAUAUGGAUAUACACCACUAGGGUACCUAGUUAACCACGGCUGCAUACGUGGGGCAAAGAUGGUGAUUGAGGCGGGCGCCGAUGUGAACGCUGUUCACAUGGAUAAAUUGAGUUUAUUACAUCUAGCUGCUAGAAGUAGACCGGAGAGCGUGGGGAUCAUGGGUUUGCUCUUGGAUGGCGGUGCCGACGUACACGCCUGCGACGGGAAACAAAGAACACCGCUCCACCACGCAGUUGAGGAUAUUGAGACCGAAGAGGUGGAAGAGAAGAUAAGACUCCUUAUAGACAAAGGCGCCGACGUAAAUGCCAGAGACAUUGAUGGAAAUACCCCACUCAACCACUCCAUCCAUUUGCUCUGGGAAAAUGGGGCGCGCAUAUUGAUUUCCGCGGGUGCUGACGUAAACGCUGUUGACAAUAAUCAAGUGAGCUUAUUGGACCUGGCUAUGCAGAACGGCUGCGGUAGAACUAUGGCCCUUCUCCCAGACGCUGGUGCGAACAUACACGGCUACGACGGCGACCAAGAAGCACCGCCAGGCACCGCCCCCAAGGGAGGAUGGGAGCCCGACAUUCUUGAAUCGAUGGUUGAUCGUUGGUUUGAACACUUCUCCGCCAGUCAAGUGAUGACGGAAGAUCCGGGCGAAACAGUGUCGCAAAUUAAUGACGGGUCUUGUGGCGACGAAGCUGCUGAUCAGGGCCCGGGAGAAGAGCUCGGGAGGAAAAGAAGACAUCCGACUGCAUUUCCACCGCAUACGAAUUAG
Morchella importuna is the source of this 2691-nucleotide messenger RNA. RefSeq lists its product as uncharacterized. Lineage: Eukaryota; Fungi; Ascomycota; Pezizomycetes; Pezizales; Morchellaceae. The transcript is spliced from 3 exons. Gene Ontology annotation, molecular function: protein binding. Bases 1 to 2691 code for a protein of 896 amino acids. The record is from RefSeq and is a predicted model, not a curated record.